AUGGACGUUGGCAAUCAGACAACGGACGAGUCGCUCUUCGCGAAUAUAUCCAGCUAUGAAAGCACGACCCCCGAAGCCCCGUACACCAUCCCAUGCUGGGCUCCCGACGACUACUUGAUCACAGAACGGUUCUGGCUGUGUGUUGUCGCCGGAGUCACCGUGUCCAUCAUCUCAAUCGUCUUCAACACAUUCAUCUUUUUCGUUUUCGUCACGAAUAAGCAGCAUCGACGCUCCCCAAACCUAUAUCUCCUCCUACUCUCCCUCUUCGACGUAUUUAUUGCAUUCGCCUAUAUCGCAGUGAUGUCUGUCCGAAUUCUGGUCAACUUCACCUCCAGUGUAUUCCUCAAGUCUAUCUGGGUCCGUUAUAUGAUUCCAAUGCUAACAGUCUCUCAUAUUGGAAUCACUUCGUCUACUUUCCUCAUCUGUUUCGCAUCGAUUGAGCGUUACUGUAUCACUGUGAACAACUUCUUGGUUCCAUAUCUCCAGAAGCAUCGACCGAUUCUUGCAUUCAUCGCGAUUAUGUGUGGUGUUGUGAGCAAGGGGACAAUAGUCAAGGAGGUGGAUAUCCAAUUAAACCCAGAAUGCUACGGCGAGCUCAACUACUGGAAGGUAGUCCCGUCAAGUCUCCUCUACGAAUUCCCGCUUUUCAAUCAAUACUGGCGUUUCUACUUCCGUAACAUCUUCACUAUCCUCGCACCUUUCUUCAUUCUACUCCUUGUCAACUGUCUUCUCCUAUUCCAACUCCGUGAGCACAACCGGAAGAGCAAGUUCGCCGACCAUGAUAAGCAGAAUGUGAAGGAGAAAAAAGCUCGGAUUCGUGCCACCACGAAAUCCGUCGUCAUCAUCGUUUGCACCUACCUGAUGUCUAAUCUGUUAUCUGUUAUUAUCACGAUUUGGGAGUAUAUCGAUAGCGCCUCGAUUUUCAGCGAAGAAUGGCUGGCAUUUUAUGUGCUCUCCGUUGAUGUCAUCUCACUUUUGACAAUUGUGGCUUCCUCGGCUCGUCUUCCGAUUUACGCGUAUUUCCAACCGUUGUUGAGAAAAGAGAUGGGACAGUGUUUGGGCGACUGGUGCUGCUGUAUCCCAGAAUCCGACAAAAAACUCUCGCUCCUCGACGAACUCCAGAUUCCCAAGACCCAGCUGAUUUCCACGCCCGAUGGUGAAUCGCCAAGCAUCAGCUCGAAAAUUGAAUUUGUUUGA
Caenorhabditis remanei is the source of this 1197-nucleotide messenger RNA. RefSeq lists its product as uncharacterized. Bases 1 to 1197 code for a protein of 398 amino acids. Gene Ontology annotation, biological process: G protein-coupled receptor signaling pathway. The transcript has 6 exons. Gene Ontology annotation, molecular function: G protein-coupled receptor activity. The record is from RefSeq and is a predicted model, not a curated record. Lineage: Eukaryota; Metazoa; Nematoda; Chromadorea; Rhabditida; Rhabditidae. Gene Ontology annotation, cellular component: membrane.